Messenger RNA from Teleopsis dalmanni, 898 nucleotides. Its product is annotated as caltractin-like. The transcript has 2 exons. The coding region runs from base 118 to 753 and encodes 211 amino acids. Gene Ontology annotation, biological process: mitotic cell cycle; centriole replication. Gene Ontology annotation, molecular function: calcium ion binding. The record is from RefSeq and is a predicted model, not a curated record. Gene Ontology annotation, cellular component: centrosome; centriole. NCBI's taxonomy places the organism in Eukaryota, Metazoa, Arthropoda, Insecta, Diptera, Diopsidae.
UUUGUAUACCAGAUAGGUUUCAUAAUCUAUAUUUGUUAAUCAUAAUCAGACAUCAGUUUUUCAGUUUUUAAAACUAUUCUAAACGAUUAAUUUAGUUUUGAUUGAUUUUGAUUAAAAAUGUCAACUGCAAGCAAUACUCGUAAACGUCAAAAAGCUCCCCCAAUAAAGUCCAUCACUCCUGAAAAGAUAUUACAGAGGUAUUUAGAAGAACGUUCUAACUACGAAGACGAUGAAUCAGGUACAUCGAUGGAUAGUGAUUUUGAGACUUGCAAAGCCAAAAAGAUUGGACACAAACUUCGUUUUGAUGAUCGACAACUUCUUGACAUGAAGGAAACAUUUGAUUUACUUGAUUCAAAUUGUACUGGUAUUCUGCGCGAUAAUCAUCUCAGAGUCGCUGUUCGUGCUUUGGGAUUCGAACCAAGGAAAGACGAUAUUAAGGCAAUGAUUGCUAAAAUCAACGAGGACAACACUGAACGUAUAUCGUUCAAUGAUUUUGUUAAAUUGAUGGAAAUGAAAAUUGGUGAAAAAGAUACCGAGAUGGAUUUGCGCAAGUCAUUUCGUUUAUUUUGUGGUGUUGGAAAAAAUAGUCUCACUCUAGAUGACUUGAAGCUUGUUAGCAGACAACUGGGGGAGAACUUAAAUGAUGAAGAACUGGCUGAAAUGUUUGAAUACGCUGAUCUAAACAAAGAUGGUAAAGUUAAUGAAGAUGACUACAUACGAUUAGUACUGAAUACGGUAUUGUAUGACCAAUAACGAUGUGGAGUCUGACAUGAUUUAUUUUUGUUUGUAGCAAAUGUUUUAAUUGAUGUUUUAAAAUAAAUGUUUCACUGAUCUUAGUUCAAUUAGAGUUAUCGGAAGUUAAGUGAAUAAAAAUCAUGCAUAUUACCUAGAAAUGUAA